Molecule: messenger RNA, 1154 nt
Organism: Vigna unguiculata (cowpea)
Lineage: Eukaryota; Viridiplantae; Streptophyta; Magnoliopsida; Fabales; Fabaceae
Biological process (GO): negative regulation of DNA-templated transcription; signal transduction
Cellular component (GO): nucleus
Source: RefSeq, a predicted model, not a curated record
CCUCUGCAUUAUUAUCUUUUGUGUCACAUGUAGUAUAUAAUCCUGGCAGCAACACUUUUUUCCAGUGUGGAGGAAGUGAUACUCUUUCGUUCCUCCAAAUUUUAUGUCCUUUUUCAUUCUGAGGGAACAAGCCUUCUCCAAAGGAGUUAGUUGUUCUGUUCUAUGACUUCACCUUUUUCUUGGAUUUCAAUGGAGGGAUUUUAUUCUGAGAAAUCGUACACUAACUCUGAGCAGAUAGACCUUACUCUGAAGCUUUCUCCCUGCGGUCAAAAUGCAGAAGAAAAGAUGGUUCUCACAAGUUCAUCAUCAGAAAUGGUUGGGGAGAAAUCCCAGAACAUAAAGAUGGAAAAUGGGGUUCAAGAGAAUCCCUUUGCUGUUUGUGUAGCAGAGGGUGAGAAGGGUCUGGUGAGGUUUGGGGACCUGCAGUCAAUGAGAAGAGUGAGGACCGGAAAGAGAUUAUUGAUGAAGAAGAUGCAGAUGGCUAUGGUGGCUGCAGCGGCUGCAGAGAACUCUUUUCCGGUGUCUCCGGCGGGUGCUCAGCCACUGCCACCCUCAAUUGAUGAUAAUUUCAAGAUGUUUGCACAUCCUUCUUCGGAUCCAUGGCAUGAAGGAGGAGUUAGUUCGAAGUUGCAAAUAUCACCAAAGCUGGAAAUGGCAUCUGAGAAGGCAGCGAAAAAGCUGAAACAUGUGAGCUCGUAUCAUAAAAGUGAUGCAAUGAAGAUUGUGAGAGAAAUGCCUUGUGUGAUUAGUGCUGGAGAUGAAGCAAGUGGGAAGAGAAUAGAAGGGCUUCUUUACAAGUAUAAGAGAGGCCAAGUUUGUAUUGUAUGCGUCUGCCAUGGCUGCUUCCUCUCACCCACAGAAUUUGUGAUGCAUGCUGGUGGCAAGGAAGUAGCAGAUCCCAUGAAACACAUCACUGUCUCUUCUGAUUCAUUUUAUAUCAAUGGAGAUGGGGCUGCUUUUACCACACAUCCCUUCUAGAAUGUGUUGAAGCAGUUAAGAAUCCUUAGUUUCCGUAGUUAUCUUAUCCAUGAUUCUUUUUAUGACAACACUGUAAAACAUGGUUUUCCGCAUUUGCUAACCUUCGUAUUAGUGUUGAGAAAAAUGAAAAAUAUCGACCGAAACUUGGAUAAUUAAGAGUACAUAUAUAAUACUUU